Molecule: messenger RNA, 5139 nt
Organism: Myotis myotis
Lineage: Eukaryota; Metazoa; Chordata; Mammalia; Chiroptera; Vespertilionidae
Gene: MDGA2
Product: MAM domain containing glycosylphosphatidylinositol anchor 2
Exons: 17
Coding region: 466-3540 (1024 amino acids)
Biological process (GO): homophilic cell-cell adhesion
Cellular component (GO): plasma membrane
Molecular function (GO): protein binding
Source: RefSeq, a predicted model, not a curated record
GAUUGGCGUUGCAAUGGCAACUGAUGGAAUGGGGGAAGGCAAGACAGCAGGGCUGGGGGCUCCGGACUGCGGGCGGGCGGGCCGCUGCCGCUGCUUGAUGCUCCUCCGGGGACCUUCGCGACUUACUUUGUAAAGACGAACCCAGGCGACGAAACCUCUGCUCGGUGCCCCGAGUCAGAAGCCACUUCCUGUUCCUUGGCCGCCCGCGCCAGGCUCGCAGCGCUCCGCACCCGGCCCCUGGCCCGCGCCCGCCGCCCGCCGCCCGCCCAGCGCGCCGCCGCGGCUGCGGAGACCGAGCCCGCUCCGCCGGAGAACACUUCGCCUCUGGCUCCCCUUCCCUGCACGCCCCCCGCUCCUCCUCGGCGCCUGCGAUUUUCCCAGGCGCCCCGCGUGAGAGAGGCGUGCAUGUGAGUGUGUGUCAGGUUAUUGUGCUGUGGGAGUGUGUGUCUCUGUGUCUGUGCGUGCAUGAGUGUGGGGUGUGUGGGGCUGCUGCGCUCCGCUCACGGCCGCCGCCGGGGAAGGACAGACGGACGGCGCUGCCUUGGGCGACCGGUCCCCGGGCACGUCGGCGCAGCCCGGGAGCGAAAGGAGCGCACUCGCCUGGCCGCCGGCCUCCGGAGGGUCCCGCUGCUUCCCCCCUGGGCUGGAUAUGUCCAUGUUCACGUGAAGAUGGAUUUAGUGUACGGUCUCGUGUGGCUGCUGACAGUCCUCCUGGAGGGGAUCUCCGGCCAAGGAGUGUACGCUCCCCCUACGGUUCGUAUUGUGCAUUCAGGUUUGGCCUGUAAUAUUGAGGAGGAGCGCUACUCUGAAAGAGUCUACACUAUUCGUGAAGGAGAAACCCUAGAAUUGACCUGUUUGGUCACUGGACACCCACGUCCACAGAUCAGGUGGACCAAAACAGCAGGAAGUGCCUCUGACAGAUUCCAAGACUCCAGUGUCUUCAAUGAGACUUUAAGGAUUACAAAUAUUCAGCGAAACCAAGGAGGCCGGUAUUACUGUAAAGCAGAGAAUGGCUUGGGGUCCCCAGCGAUAAAAUCAAUCAGAGUGGAUGUGUACUAUUUGGAUGAUCCUAUAGUAACUGUUCAUCAAAGUAUAGGUGAAGCUAAAGAACAGUUUUACUAUGAGAGAACAGUAUUCCUCAGGUGUGUUGCCAACUCCAACCCCCCUGUUCGGUACAGCUGGAGGCGUGGCCAAGAGGUGUUACUACAAGGAUCUGAUAAAGGAGUGGAGAUUUAUGAACCCUUCUUUACCCAGGGUGAAACAAAGAUCUUAAAACUAAAGAAUCUUCGACCUCAGGACUAUGCUAAUUAUAGCUGCAUUGCGUCAGUGAGGAAUGUAUGUAAUAUUCCUGAUAAGAUGGUAUCAUUUAGACUUUCCAAUAAAACAGCAUCUCCGUCAAUUAAACUCUUGGUGGAUGACCCUAUAGUUGUAAAUCCUGGAGAGGCCAUAACAUUAGUAUGUGUUACAACAGGAGGACAGCCUGCACCGUCUCUCAGCUGGGCCAGGACCUUUGGGCCUCUGUCUGAUAAGACUAUUUUGCAUGGAGGAACUUUGACCAUACCUGCCAUCACCUCAGAAGAUGCUGGUACUUACAGCUGUGUUGCCAAUAACAAUGUGGGAAACCCUGCAAAGAAGUCCACUAACAUCAUUGUGAGAGCAUUAAAAAAGGGACGGUUUUGGAUCACACCAGAUCCUUAUCACAAAGAUGACAACAUCCAGAUUGGGCGUGAGGUGAAAAUAUCUUGCCAAGUAGAAGCUGUUCCUUCUGAGGAGUUAACAUUUAGUUGGUUUAAAAAUGGCCGUCCACUAAGAAGCUCUGAACGGAUGGUUAUUACACAGACUGACCCAGAUGUGUCUCCAGGAACAACAAACUUGGACAUCAUUGAUUUGAAAUUCACGGAUUUUGGGACAUACACAUGUGUAGCAUCUCUGAAGGGAGGAGGAAUAGCUGAUAUCAGUAUCGACGUUAACAUAUCCAGCAGCACAGUUCCACCCAAUCUGACUGUUCCACAGGAAAAAUCACCUUUGGUCACCAGAGAAGGAGACACAAUAGAACUACAGUGUCAAGUAACUGGAAAACCUAAACCCAUCAUCCUUUGGUCUAGAGCGGAUAAAGAAGUUGCAAUGCCCGAUGGGUCAAUGCAAAUGGAGAGUUAUGAUGGAACACUGAGGAUUGUGAAUGUAUCUAGGGAAAUGUCAGGAAUGUACAGAUGUCAGACCAGCCAAUACAAUGGAUUUAAUGUGAAACCAAGAGAAGCUUUGGUGCAGCUCAUUGUUCAGUAUCCUCCUGCUGUGGAACCAGCAUUUUUGGAAAUCCGGCAAGGACAAGAGCGAAGUGUCACUAUGAGCUGCCGGGUUCUGAGAGCUUAUCCCAUACGGGUACUGACUUAUGAGUGGCGCUUGGGCAACAAAUUAUUACGGACAGGUCAGUUUGACUCUCAAGAGUACACAGAAUACCCGGUGAAGAGUCUUUCCAAUGAAAACUAUGGGGUUUAUAACUGUAGCAUCAUAAAUGAAGCUGGAGCGGGGAGAUGCAGCUUUCUUGUUACAGGAAAGGCCUAUGCUCCAGAAUUCUAUUACGAUACCUACAAUCCUGUUUGGCAAAACAGACACCGUGUUUAUUCCUAUAGUCUACAGUGGACACAAAUGAAUCCUGAUGCGGUGGAUCGGAUUGUGGCAUACCGGCUGGGUAUUAGGCAGGCUGGACAACAGCGUUGGUGGGAACAAGAGAUUAAAAUAAAUGGAAAUAUUCAAAAAGGAGAAUUAAUUACAUAUAAUUUGACUGAGCUAAUUAAACCAGAGGCUUAUGAAGUCCGACUAACACCUCUCACCAAAUUUGGCGAAGGAGAUUCAACAAUUCGUGUCAUCAAAUAUAGUGCUCCUGUUAAUCCUCAUUUGAGAGAAUUUCAUUGUGGAUUUGAAGAUGGUAACAUUUGUUUGUUCACACAAGAUGAUACAGAUAAUUUUGACUGGACAAAGCAAAGUACUGCAACAAGAAAUACAAAAUAUACUCCAAAUACAGGACCUAACGCUGAUCGUAGUGGCUCCAAAGAAGGUUUUUAUAUGUACAUUGAGACAUCACGACCAAGAUUGGAAGGUGAAAAGGCUCGACUUCUCAGCCCUGUCUUCAGCAUUGCUCCCAAAAACCCUUAUGGACCCACAAACACUGCAUAUUGUUUCAGCUUCUUUUAUCACAUGUAUGGACAACAUAUAGGUGUUUUAAAUGUUUAUCUACGUUUGAAAGGGCAGACAACAAUGGAGAACCCACUGUGGUCUUCGAGUGGGAAUAAAGGACAACGAUGGAAUGAGGCUCAUGUUAACAUAUAUCCAAUUACUUCAUUCCAGCUCAUUUUUGAAGGUAUUCGAGGUCCUGGCAUAGAAGGUGACAUUGCCAUUGAUGAUGUAUCAAUUGCAGAAGGAGAAUGUGCAAAACAAGACCUAACGACUAAGAAUUCCGUUGAUGGUGCUGUUGGAAUUUUAGUACAUAUAUGGCUUUUUCCAGUUAUUGUCCUCAUCUCUAUCCUGAGUCCUCGAAGGUGACCUUAUCCUGGCAGAGGCUAUAAAAGAUUCACCAGGCACUGGCAUGAAGAGUCUUUGUAAAUGGACAUUGAAAAAACAAACUACCAAAGAUUCCUCCACUGACUACUGACUCAAAAAUAAAAUAAUAAAAACAAAUUUUUUAAGCACUGGGGAUAAAAAGAUGUCAUGGAAGUAUAAGUUAUUCCAAACUGCGUAUACAAGAUAGUCUUGACCUGAAUAGAGAAGAGACCUUCAGGUGCUUUUGUGGCUAAAACGAUCACAGUGUCAUCUGGUCAUCUGGUUGAACUCUGGGGGGAAAAAAAGAGCUAUAGAAAUUCUUGUCAAAGCACAAAGUCUUGGCUGGUUUUGUUUCAAAUGAAUAGUUUGCUUGUUACCAUGGAAACCUAAUGGCCUGCCAACAAAAACCUCACUGUAAACAGGGUACGUGAAGAGCUGGCAUUUAUUUUCCUUUGGAAAAGCUUUUACGUAGAGAAUUCAAUAAAUGUAGGCCCUUUUACCUUUGGUUGUUACCCUUCCUUGGAAAGAACCUGAACUCAGAAUUAUUUACAACGUUCAUCCUCCCCACCUCUCCCCACCCUACCUUUAUAAUUUGUACUUGUUUCCUCCCAUGGCUAAGCUAGAUAACUGUGUGCUGUCUCUUUUUGCAUGCACUGCUAUCCAGGAUAGUCACCCUGGGCUUACAUAACACACAGGCUUAUCGGCGUUUGCUCGCGGCCACUUGAACACCCAAACUGUCAUCUGUUCCAGUGAAGAAACCAAACCACCAUCUUUUAUAAAUUGCCAUGGAAACUAAGUGCCUUCAAUGAAACAAGCCUGAAUAAUUUCCAGCUCAGAAGCUUGCACUGCUAAGAGUGGUUUGUGUAAAACUAUUUUAUAAACAAACUGCAGAGCCGAAACGUGCAAAUUGCAGGCAAGACAACAAAGCCGCUUCUGAAGAAGAAAGGACCGAAGCUGCUGCGGAAGCCGAUGCGGAGGAGAUACUUGUUUGACCAGACAGCCAUGGCCUCUCAGCUUAUUGUCCAUUAGAAAGUAACGUCCACUGAGACCAGACAAGGGAGCAACUUUUUUUCUUCCAGGUUACUGAAUGGGUCAACCAGAGCAAAAGGUUAAGAUAAUACUCAGCUCAAGAGUGAUUUUUCACUCUCACCUCCAUUCGAAGUGAAAUUGGCCCUAGCUUUAGAGGGAACAAGAAAAUGUUUGUGAUUUCAGUGCAUACAAACUCUACAGCGGAACUGGGCCUGAAAAAUCUGGCUUUAUUCUAAACUCUGAGGGUAACAUGCCUCUGCCCUUAAGUCAGACUCUGUGCAAAUUGUGAAAUAUUAUUUUAUUAUUUUACAAAGAUUAAAAACACUUUUACAGAAAAAAAACAAAAACCUGUAAAAAUGAUUUUGAGCUACCUGAGGAUAAAUCAUACCUUUAACCAGCCAGUUUUCCAAUGCAUUGUAAAUUUCACUUAAACCUGUUGGUUAUGAAAAUUUGAAGAUCUCUUUCCUUAAAUUAUCUCAGCUUUUAACUUCAUUUAAGACUUUUGUCUAAAGAAGAAUAUUAUUAUUAUUAUGUUCUAUCAACACCCCAGGAUUUAAAAAAAAAAAAAAAUGG